GAUGGACGAGCCAAGGGAAACCUAAUCGCACCAUAUCGGGCCAACAGCUCAUCAAUUGACUGACGAGCAAGGAGGGCGAAUUUCGGAUCUUUGAUACACCACUUCGCUUGUUGUAUCUCCAACUGCGAAAUAGUUUGAAUUUUUUAUUGUCUUUACACGUGCGUCUAUGUUGUGAAACUACGGUAGUUGAUUACGUUACGCGUUGCACCUUUAAGAAGCUGUCUUCGGGAUUACAAUUACGCGCUACCCACAAGGUUCUCAAGGGGGCUUUUACGCACUACCGAAUUCUGGGGAGUCUUUCGCAGCCCGACCAUACCAUCUCUUCUAUUCGAUAAGUUCUGUCCCUUUCUUAUCCCACAUCAAUUUGCAUUGCCUGUUUGAUUAUUGGGGAUCCAUCGCAGUAAAGACCUGUAAAAUGGCUGAGGAGCAGGGAAAAGCGGGGAAAGGGAUCAACACUGGGAAACUGGCGACCAACAUGCAGAAAAGACUUAGCAGAGCGCAAGAAAAGGUGCUUCAAAAGCUGGGCAAAGCUGACGAGACGAAAGACACCGUGUUCGAAGAGAGCGUGGCUAACUUCAACAAGCAAAUGGUCGAGGGAACCAAACUGCAGAGAGACUUGAGGGCCUACCUGGCAGCGGUAAAAACCAUGCACGAUGCGUCCAAGCGUCUACAGGACUGUCUGGCAGAUAUGUACGAGCCUGACUGGUUUGGCAAGGAGGAAGUGGAUGCCAUCGCAGAGGAGAUGAUAGAGAAGGAGAUGGACUAUUGCAUGGAGGAGACGGACAUCCUGUGGUCAGAUUACCACGACAAGCUUGUGGACAAUUCCAUGGUCUCUAUGGAUACCUAUCUGGCACAGUUCCCUGAUGUUAAGGCACGUAUCGCCAAGCGGGACAGGAAGUUGACAGAUUUCGACAGUGCGAGGCAUCACUUUGCAUCCUUACAGAAGGGCAAGAAGCCUGACCAGGCCAAGAUCGCAAAGCCCAUGUCUAUCGUGGAGAAGGCUGCCCCAGGUUGGGCCCAGGGGAUUUUGUCUGCCCAUCAAAUUGCUCAAACUAACCUGACCAGAAACCAGGCCGAGGAGGAGUUGGGCAGGGCUCAGAAAGUAUUUGAAGAGAUCAACAUAGAACUGCAGGAUGAGCUUCCACAGCUGUGGAACAGCCGAGUUGGCUUCUAUGUCAACACAUUCCAGAGUAUGGCUGGAUAUCAGGAGAGGUUCCACAAAGACAUGGGAAAGCUGAACCAGGACUUGAAUGACGUCAUGACCAAACUGGAAGAACAGAGGCUGGCCAAAAAGGCAGGUAAAGACUGGAAGCCUGGACCCAAGAAGAGUGAGGCAGCUGCUGCCAACCACAGUGUUACUGCUGAUGCUGCGCCGAAGAUGAGGCCGGCGCCCCCUGCUGCCCCCCCUGUACGCCCGUCCCCCAGCCCUAGACCCUCGUUAACUCCAGCCCCAGAGACGCAACAGGACAUCCUCUUGUUCGACAGUGAGGCGCUGGUGCCCGAUGCGAACACAGCGGCACAGGCAACCGCACCGUCGCAGCUGCAGCAGUUUUAUGCCCCAACAGGGGUUACUAACCUGCUCGAUAUGGACCUGGAUGUACUAUUGCAGGCUGCCACAACUUCGGCACCCCAGGCGGUUUCAUGGGACUCAUGGGAGCCAGAGCAACCCUCCGCAGUGGAGCAGCCCCAGCAGGCUCCGGAUGGCUGGGAAGAUGAGCCUGCAGCCAAGCAAGGUAGCUUGGGUCAUGAUGGGCCUGCAGUCGCACCAGACUGGGCUAAAGAAGAGACACGGCAGGCCGGCUGGGACCAGGAUGCCGCCCAGACUGGGCAGCAUGAGCCUGGCUGGGACAAUAGUUUGGCCCAGGUGGGGCAGGAGGCUGCACAUGCUACCACAGAUGCACAGGCGGUGUGGGCCGACGCAGGCACCCAGGCUGGGUGGGGAGAGCAGCCAGCUGAUUCUGGGCAGACUGGCUGGGCUGAUUCUGGGCAGACUGGCUGGGCUGAUUCUGGGCAGACUGGCUGGGCUGAUUCUGGGCAGACUGGCUGGGCUGAUUCUGGGCAGACUGGCUGGGCUGAUUCUGGGCAGACUGGCUGGGCUGAUUCUGGGCAGACUGGCUGGGCUGAUUCUGGGCAGACUGGCUGGGCUGAUUCUGGGCAGACUGGCUGGGCUGAUUCGGGGCAGACUGGCUGGGCUGAUUCGGGGCAGACUGGCUGGGCUGACUCGGAGCGGAGCGUGAGUGCUUGCGGACCAGGAAGUACUAUAGAAGAGACUGACAGUGUUGCAGUGGAACCUGCAGGGGCUGCACCCACUGCAGUGACAAAUGGAUCUUCUGAGGAAUUACCUGCUGGAGUCAUCUACAAGGUCAAAGCAAUGCAUGACUACGCUGCCACAGAUGGAGACGAGCUUGAGUUGAAAGCAGGAGAUGUUGUGUUGGUAUUGGCCUGGGACAAUCCUGAUGAGCAGGACGAUGGCUGGCUCAUGGGGGUGAAAGAAUCUCAUUGGCUGGAGAACAAAAACCUCUUAGUGAAAGGAGUCUUCCCUGAAAAUUUUACCCAGAAGUUGUGAGCUGGACAUCCCGUCUUGCCUUUACUCACCCUUUCCUCCCUCCCUCAUUUGUCCAAUGGGACAUCUGCCAUGAAAGAAACCACAACCAAAAAUCAUAAUCACAAAAUCAGUCAGAUGUGCUGGUAAUUGACUUUGAAUUGAGUGCUGAAAGGCAGGGUUGACUUCAAGGCAAGGGUAUUAUUUAUGAGUGUUGACAUUAUCCCUGAGAGUCUGUUUGGGGAUGGGGCACAAAGUGCAUGAACUCUAAGUGCCACUGAAGUUCUCAUUAAUCAGUGAUAACACAGAUUUAUUAUAGUUAACAUUUAAUGAAUGAUUUGAAUACAGCAAAAGUUGAAGCAAGAUUUUUUUUUUCAGAGCUGCAACCAUGUUUCUUAGCAUGUUUCCUUAUACUCUCUCACCAUUUUGUUUACUCCUUACGCCUGCAACUGGUGUCAGACGUCAGAAAACAAAAUUCCUGCCUACAUUUGAGCAGAUCAGCACGUUUGUUUUGUAACGUUUCACAAAUUUAUGUUUUUUGCCAUGCUAAUGUGGCCAGUAGAAACAGAUUACGCUAGAUACAACCAAAAGGGAAUUAACUCCUAAUUGCAUAGUAUGAAUGUGAAACUGCUUGAACCCCUUUUGACAUGUCAAAUAAGUUAAGAAUUUGCUAAAUCAUACUGUAUAGCUACAGUAUUUACUUUGUAACAUAAUCUCACACAGCCUUAGACUGAGUGUGGAACUGUUCUGGUAUCAACUUCUGUCCUUCACAUGGGAUCACUCCCCAUGUGGCAAAAAAGGAGUAUUAAUCCAUUCAAAACAUCUCCAUCCUCCCCCGCUCCUUGAACCUUUUUACUUUCGGUUUUAGUCACCAGCAUUAAAUAGAUGUAAAAAAAACUUUUAUACUGUGUUUUAUUAUUGAAAAUACAGUAUAUUUCACAGCAAUGGGAAAAUUAUUCCCUACAUUAGUCCACUAUGUAAAUUUUUUGUUACCAGAAAAUACAUUCUAAAAUAGCCAAAACAGAGUUCCCAUUAUGACAAUGCCAGAAUGGGGUGAUCAAGAGGAACACCGCUAAUCACAAACCUGGAGGCUAAUAGUGUGAAACACCAUCAUUCCACUAUUUCUGCAGGUAUACUGUAUUACAGACUGAAAUUACCAUGCAGAAAUGUGUAAAGAUCUUUGUGAAGCGCUUGUAAUUUGUGGCUGUGACAUCUACACCAGGGUGGGUGUUCAUGUGACCCGUGUAUACCUUUAAAUAUUGUACCAUGCCUUCAGAAUUUUAGAGUGGUUGAUUCCUCCCCCUCAAAGAUGAAUCAUUCUGUGGUGAUUGGAUCAAUGGUCACGCUUCAAAACCUGAGAAACAGAACAGAUGGGAACCCUAAACCUGUAGGCUAUUUUGAAAGAAAAUCCAACUGGGAAGUGUUUAAAAACCCCUGCAUGAUUGGACCUAUAGAACCCUAGAUAGUCUGAUCUCAGUGGUUCAUGUUCUAAAUUAAUUCUUUAUAUAUACUUUUUAUAAUAUUUGAUUUAUCCCCCAAAAAUAGAUACUAUUUGAAGAGUUUUUUUUUUUUUUUUUUACUUCCCCGUAAUUUAUACCAGAGAUGAGCCCUCUUACAUGCAACACGUAGGAUAGAAACUGGUUCUUCAUUUGUGCUGCUGGUGAGGGACUAGUGUGUGAUACGAGUGUGGGUGUAGGGAGAGGUGCUGUAGCCAGGAGUAGGUAGCAUGUAGCAUCCACACAAUCAUCUUCACUAUAGUGCCUGUCUUGAAUUGAGCAGAACUGAGAUGCUAGCUAGUCAUGGUAUAUCCUUGCACAGAAAUAUCAUAUGGAAAUGUUCAAUUCAUUUAGAAAAAGGCUGUUAAAUGUUUAUACGUUCACUCACAAAAUGAAUACUCACACGUAUUUAAACAAUAACAUCUGCUAGGAUAAUAAGUGCCCCUCCCUAGCCCCCAUACAUCAGAAUGGUUCAACGAUUUUUGCUAAGGCCUGCUCUGGUUGGGUCUUUAAAGAGAACUAGACUUCCUGUCUACUGAUACUAUAUCCCUAUGGUUCGCGACAGCCUUUGUGAAACACUGGAGGACUAAAGCACGAGCUUGCUCUUUAAGCAUGCAAUAUUUGUUUAAAACAAACUCAGGUUGUAGCCUUGCUCUGAGGAGUAAAGCCUGUUAAUGCUGAUGACUCAACCAUUCAAAUUUACACAAGUGUUUGUACUAGAAUGUGUUGUUAAGCGCUAGAGCCUAGAGGUGAAAAGUGGUUAUGAAAAAACAGCAUGUUCAGAAGAGCUAUAGAACUCUGGUCAACGUUCUAAAAGUGCUUUAAAUUAUGGCAACUAUUUAUGGGUUUCAAAUAUCCAAAGAGCCGGGAAACAAAUCAUCUCAUGUCCAAGAUGUGUCCUGCUGAAACCAAAGUUAAACUCAGUCAAAUGAAGCCUGUGGAUGUGAUGUUCAACUUUAAGAUGUAGCUGGAAAUCAACACGUGUGAACACACUAACUGCUUGUUGUCUUUCAGUUGAAGGUAUGUGAUCAAGCCUGUAACCAACAGUUACAACAUUAAACAUGGAUUCAACAACAGACA
Molecule: messenger RNA, 5118 nt
Organism: Esox lucius (northern pike)
Lineage: Eukaryota; Metazoa; Chordata; Actinopteri; Esociformes; Esocidae
Gene: bin1b
Product: bridging integrator 1b
Exons: 21
Coding region: 416-2566 (716 amino acids)
Cellular component (GO): plasma membrane; synaptic vesicle; cytoplasm
Molecular function (GO): tau protein binding; phospholipid binding
Source: RefSeq, a predicted model, not a curated record